This is a messenger RNA of Chenopodium quinoa (quinoa), 1507 nucleotides long. Its product is annotated as GATA transcription factor 5-like. The record is from RefSeq and is a predicted model, not a curated record. Gene Ontology annotation, cellular component: nucleus. The transcript is spliced from 3 exons. NCBI's taxonomy places the organism in Eukaryota, Viridiplantae, Streptophyta, Magnoliopsida, Caryophyllales, Amaranthaceae. The coding region runs from base 196 to 1170 and encodes 324 amino acids. Gene Ontology annotation, biological process: positive regulation of DNA-templated transcription. Gene Ontology annotation, molecular function: sequence-specific DNA binding; zinc ion binding.
AAAAAUGGAUUCGGGUUAAAAUGCCAGCCCUACACACACCUAUCCCGCUCCCUUCAAUUAGCCUUUCAUUUUCUCUCUCCUCUUCUUUUCCCCAACUCCUACCCACCUUCAUUUUUCUCUCUCCUCUUUUCUUCUCACUCUCUUCUUCUUCCUUCCAACCCACCAUUCUAAUUCACCAGGAGUAUAAUUAUAAAAAUGGAGUGCAUGAAUGCAAGGGCGCUAAAAUCAAACUUCUCGUCGGAAACACCCAUGAAAACCAACAACCCACCAAAUUUCUUCGACGAUUUUUGGUGUAUUUCAGGUUUACCGGCCGAAGACUUCUCAAUUGACGAAUUUUUCGACCUUCCGAAUGAAGAUGAUGUUAAUGGUUCGUCGCUUUUGGAGGAAGAAGAAGAAAAAGACUCUUCCACCUUUUCUCCCUCCUCUCACGACCCUGUUGAUGAUUCCAACUCCAAUUUCUCCCCCGGCCUUGCAAUUCCGGUUGAUGAUGUACAAGAGCUUGAAUUGUGGUCACAUUUGAUGGACGAUUCUAUCCCUUCACCAACACUUGCAUGCCCAAAACCAAUUUCAGAGACCCGAAAAACAAAAGCCGGGUUCACUUUUAUGAACCGGGUUGAACCGGUGAGUAAACCGGGUUUGACCCGAGUGUCAUGUAUCCCAAGCCCAUCAGCGGUUCCGGUGAAGCCAAGGAGCAAACGGGCGAGGACAACCGUGAACCGGGCAUGGACAUUUAGUUCAUCCCCAAAAACCGAUUCGGCAUCAUCGUGUUCGUCAACGUCUUCGCCGGUAUCAACCCUUUUAUUCCCACCACCGGUUCAAUACAUGGGGUUGCUAUUUAAUAACAAACGGUCCAUGAAAAAGCCGAAGAAAAAACCGAGUUUAGCGUCUUCGGUUGGAGAAAAUCCUUUGGUGCAAAGGAAAUGUAGCCAUUGUCAAGUGACCAAGACUCCUCAAUGGAGGGCCGGUCCAAAUGGGUCGAAAACAUUGUGUAAUGCUUGUGGAGUUCGGUUCAAGUCAGGGCGAUUGUUUCCGGAGUAUAGACCGGCUUGUAGUCCGACUUUUUCGAGUGAGGUUCACUCCAAUAGUCACCGGAAGGUGUUAGAGAUGAGGAAGAAAAAGGAGUCGACCGAGUCCGUUACCGGUUUAGCUCAGACGGUUUUGAGUAGUUAGAGAGGGAAAUUAUGAACCGGGUUUGAGAGAUUUGUGUUUUGAAUUAACCCGGUUUAAUUUGUACAAUUCAAGUAGUGGUGGUUUGGUAGGUUUAGUUGUAAUAGAUAGUAUUAGGAGGGGUUAAUUUUUAGUAAUUUUAGUUUUAGUAGUAGUAGUAAUAUUUUUGCUUAGUUUAAUUAAAUUUGUUGUAGUUUCAAUCAAACUAGUUACUCCUAUAAUUUAAUUUUAGUUUCUUAGGUUUAAUUUGUGAGGUUGAAUUUCUUUUCCCUCUUUAACUUUUAGUGGAGUACGAGUAGUCUCACUACUACUCAUAUAUAUAUUCGUAUAUUUAUUUAGA